AUGGAACCGCUCCAGCUGAACCUGCAGGGCUACCAAAACGGGGACUUGGAUCCCAGUUGCCUCUUCGAUGUGCAGAGCGGCGGCCAGAUGCGGAGAACGUCUCUGAAGUUGCAGCAUCCGGCGGUGGACGAGAAGGGCCACUGCGCCCGAGAAGCGGAAGAAAUAGAGCGACUCCCGGUUCUGGAGGCCGCCUACGGCACCAUCCUACAGGGUUUGGGCGAGAACCCGGGUAGGCAAGGGCUGUUGCUGACGCCUCGGAGGGCGGCUAAAGCCAUGCAGUUUCUCACCAAGGGCUACUACGAAUCCGUCGAAGAGAUACUCAAUGAUGCUGUCUUUGAUGAAGAUCAUGAUGAGAUGGUUAUCGUAAAAGGCAUUGAUAUGUUUUCUCUUUGUGAACAUCACUUGGUUCCUUUCUUUGGCAAGGUACACAUUGGAUAUUUACCAAGGAAGAAAGUAGUUGGAUUAAGUAAACUUGCAAGAAUUGUUGAAAUGUUUAGCCGAAGGCUCCAAGUCCAGGAGCGACUUACAAAACAGAUUGCUUUAGCAAUUACUGAAGUUCUGAAACCUGUUGGAGUGGCUGUGGUGAUAGAAGCUUCACACAUGUGCAUGAUCAUGAGGGGGGUUCAGAAAAUGAGCAGCACAACAGUCACUAGCACUAUGCUCGGCAUCCUCCGAGAAGAUUCAAAAACAAGGGAGGAAUUUCUUGCCUUGAUCAAGAAUUAA
Protobothrops mucrosquamatus (brown spotted pit viper) is the source of this 723-nucleotide messenger RNA. RefSeq names its product GTP cyclohydrolase 1-like. Gene Ontology annotation, biological process: tetrahydrofolate biosynthetic process; tetrahydrobiopterin biosynthetic process. Gene Ontology annotation, cellular component: cytoplasm. The transcript is spliced from 6 exons. The coding region runs from base 1 to 723 and encodes 240 amino acids. The record is from RefSeq and is a predicted model, not a curated record. Lineage: Eukaryota; Metazoa; Chordata; Lepidosauria; Squamata; Viperidae. Gene Ontology annotation, molecular function: zinc ion binding; GTP binding; GTP cyclohydrolase I activity.